CCGAGAGGAACCAGUGUCGGGCCGGACCAGUCCCUCCGGGAAAGCCGAGCGCAACCGCCUCCGCCUCCCCCGCCGCUGCCUGCAGCAGGGACGCGGACCCCGAAGCCCAGGAAGGCAUCGGUCCCCGCCGUCUUCAACCCCCAAAGUUGGGGGUUGGAGGGCAGCCGGACCCAUGGCUGACUUCCCAUCCAAAGUCAGCACCCAGACCAGCACCCCGGUGCAGGGCGGCGCCCGUUCCUCGCUGCCGGGACUCGGGGCUCUUCGGCCAGACAUCGGCUUCCUCCGCUCCGUCCUGGGCGCUCUGAUGAUCGUGGAGAUCGUGGUGGGUUUGCUGGCUUGGGCCCUGAUUGCAGACACCCCAUAUCACUACUACUCAAUCUAUGGCUGGGUGAUGUUUGUAGCAGUCUUCCUCUGGCUGGUGACAAUCAUCUUCUUUGUCAUUUACGUGUGGCAACUCCAUUUGAAACUCUACAUGGUACCCUGGCCUUUGGUGCUAAUGAUCUUUAACGUAAGUGCUACAGUUCUCUACAUUACUGGUUUCAUCACCGCUGCUGUUGCAGUUCAACGAACAUCAAUAGCUGGUUCCUAUAUAUACGACAAGAGGGCUGCUGCUUCUUUCUUUACAUGUGUUGUGAUGAUCGCCUAUGGGGUGAGUGCUUUCUUCAGCUUCCGAGCCUGGAAAGGAAUGGGCAGCAAUGCAGCUACCAGUCAGAUGGCUGGUGGCUAUUCCUAAAAAGCCCACGGACCACCUUGGUACUGAAGUCUGCAUGCUGUCGUGUGGGGACCUGGAUACCACUGAUCAUCAGGAGGCCAUAACCAGCAGAAAAUCAGCCCAGCUGUGACCAAAUUUGCUGUCCUCUGCUGAUGGAAUUUGUGCUCUCACUCCACUUCUAAUGGAACACAAUCCACCACUCUGGAUUGGCAUAAAUAGGCAUUUGUGAGCAAGGGCAGGGAAAAGUCUAAAAAAUGAAAGGGUCAAGGAUGUUAAAUGACUUCCCCGUCCCUUCAGUCAGGGAAGGCCACUUGUCAGGAAGUGGUGUUGUGGCCAUCCUGCUUUGUACUUGUAAGGCUUCAGGUUCCAGGGUCAGGAAUUCAACCCCUUUUACCAGCAUUAAAUCUGCUAACAAAUAACACCUCAAACAUUGUGAUCCUAUCAUGUAUAUACUGUAAAAGUAACUGUGGCAAUAGAUAGUACGCUCAUAAUUUUAUGAAAAGACAAGGUAGCUAUUGGAAUUUCUGAAAUCUGCCCCCAAAAGUUGGUUUCACAUCAUACAAAGAGCCAAGGUUUGAGUUAUACAGAGAGUGGCUAGCAAUGUAAACUCUUCUCUCCUAUUUCAGCGAGGAAAGGAACAACUCUUUUUCACAAUAUCCAAUAAAGAACAAAGGCAAGGAAAGGCAGAUAAUAAAAAUAAAUCCCAUUAAUCGGCUACUAAAAUAAAAUAGUGCUUAGGUACUAGUUUAGGGCUUCACUAAUAUAUAGGUUGUGGGAAUCUACAUGAGAAUUUUCACAUUUAGAAGCUUGUAUUUAAUGGAAACCCUAGUUUUUUUACCUGCUUCUCAAAGACACUUGUUGUCCAGUUCUUUCCUUAUAUUUCAAAAUAUCAUUUUUGCCUAUACAUCCUUUUUGAAAAAGCUAAAUACCAAGACUGACUUUCUUCCUGCUACCACAGGCUGAACUCAAAGGCAAUGGAUUUGGGGGUGGGUGACUCACAAGCUUGCCUGGCUGUUGGAUAGUAAUGAUUUUGUUCUUUGUAUAUAAAUAAAGACCAAGGAAACAUUUGUUUGGAA
This is a messenger RNA of Antechinus flavipes (yellow-footed antechinus), 1788 nucleotides long. RefSeq names its product plasmolipin (gene PLLP). NCBI's taxonomy places the organism in Eukaryota, Metazoa, Chordata, Mammalia, Dasyuromorphia, Dasyuridae. Gene Ontology annotation, molecular function: structural constituent of myelin sheath. Gene Ontology annotation, cellular component: membrane. Bases 173 to 733 code for a protein of 186 amino acids. The transcript is spliced from 4 exons. Gene Ontology annotation, biological process: myelination. The record is from RefSeq and is a predicted model, not a curated record.